UUUGCCCCGCCCUUGGAGCGUCCCCGUCGCUCAGCUGCAGCUGCGGCCAUUCUGUCUGAGUGUCUGGUGGAAAAAGCCAGCCAGCUGAGCUGAUCGCUGCUGCAGAGCCGGUAAGACGACACCUGUCCGCGACAUGCGCCUGUUGGAGGUCCUGCUGCACUCCUCCUCCUCGGACAUGAGGAGCAAACAGCAGCGGAGCGCCAAGAAGGCCCCGCUCCCUGACCGCUUCGAUAUGUCCUGCUUCGAGGUGUCCCUGCAGCAGCUCAACGACCUGCUGACGGACGAGCGCGGCUUGUACGUCUGGCCCAGCAGACACUUCCACGAGGUUUACCCACGGAUCUACAUCGGCAACGCAUUUGUGGCGACAAACGUGAUGCGCCUCAAGCGUCUGGGCGUCACUCACAUACUGAACGCGGCCGAGGGAAACUCCUACAUGCACGUCAACACCAACGCGGAGUUCUACUCCGGCUCAGGAAUCAUCUACCAUGGCAUCCCAGCCAACGACACCGACCACUACGACAUCAGUGUCUACUUCGAUGAGGCGGCAGACUUCAUAAAGAAGGCCCUGGCAUAUAAAAGUGGAAAAGGAAAAGUGUACGUUCACUGCAGGGAAGGCUACAGCCGCUCGCCUACCUUGGUCAUUGCGUACCUAAUGCUUCACCAAAAAAUGGAUGUCCAUACUGCUCUGGCCAUGGUGCGACAAAAAAGAGAGAUCGGACCCAACGACGGCUUCCUCCGGCAGCUCUGUAGGCUAAACCAGAGGCUGGCUGCUGAGGGGAAACUGUGGAAGAAAUGAGCGGCGCAAGUAAAAGAAGAGUAUCGUAGCAAAAGUAUGCUCAGUUGCACGUGGCUUACUUUCUACUUGUUCAAAGCUUGAAUGGGCCACAGGUCUGUGAAGGUAUGUUCUGAACAGAAGGAGAGGUAUUUACCUUUUGACUGAGGGUGACAGCCGUAAGUGUUCUAUCUACUGUACAGAGCAGAUAAACACAUCGUACACACUGACACGUAUGGCGUCUUGCUCACGUUCACUCAAGCGAAGGUGCUUCUGGGUCUUUACUAGACAAUUCACUUGACCCUAUCAGAUCAUGUCAGCAAUUGUAAAAUGAUUUACCCUUGCAUUGGAUAUGGAUAGCAUUCUUCAAAAGCAUAUAAAUAUAUGUAUAUAUAAACUACUUGGAAUACUUGAGGUGUUUCUUUAAAACUGUGUACUCUGCAUUACUUGAACAAUGGUUAGGUGACUUGCCAUGGAAUGACCCCUUUUAAUAAGCAUUACUAAUAACGUGUUUAAAAUCCUAUAGAAUUGGUUAAAUAGCCAUUUUCUGCCAUUUUUUCACAGACAUUUUCUGAAUAUCAGACGGUUCAGUGGUUAUUUGUCAUGUUAUCGUAGUUUGCUGCGUUUUCUUGAUGCUUACCAUUUCUGUUAAUAGGUAUAUAAUGCAGUUAUUGUUAGUGGUAGUAAGAAACAAGACUGUGUUACUGUUACACUCAGUCUAUUUGUUCUUCCACCUUUCUAGCCAUGGGUCCUUCAUCUUGGCCCUACAAACACUGCCGGUUGUCUCAGUCAAAGCCUGUGUCACUGUGAGUUUUCAUGUUAAGUCAGGAUAAUUUUAGAAAACUAGAGGAUUUUAAUAAAGUAUUUUUGUCUAAUGUAUUUCCAAUGUGUAAAGCAACUUAAUCUUUGAACAGUAUUGCACUUACAUUUAGAAAGCUGCUUAAGGACUAUUCCUGAAUUCUGUCUUGUGGGUUCUGUGCUUUAUAGAGUAGCCUACUCACCCCGUUUGCACUGUAACAUUAUUGAGUUCACAUUAAUAAAAAAUAAUUUAAAAUAAAUGGUUUUAAAUCAUAGAAUUAGUUGGAAAGGUGAUCAAAUAUAUAUGUUAAACAUGAUGGUAAUUGUUUUAAGCUCAACCAUAUUUGUGCCAAACUAAGUGGUUGAGACUAGUUAAAAUGCAUUAUUGAACUAGUAUAAAAUUGCUAAGUUAUUAAUUGGUAAAUAAUCAAAGCAAGUACUUGACUUUGAACUUAACAGAAACACUGUGUUUUUGUGUUUUGGUAACUAGCCAAAAAGAGAAAAAACAAAACGGCUUUGUGUUUGGUGUGAAAACAUGAAAGCAAUUUAUUCAUCUAGCUCUGAAAAAAGGUAUUCCUGUAAAUAUGAAAUUACUGCAUAUGACCUUAAUUUUAAUAAAAUAUGGAUUUUGGCUUAGCUUAAAUGCUAUAUUUUACAGUUUGUGUUAAGCUAACUAGCCUAAAAGUAGCUGUUUAGUGUUUAUUGUUUUAUUCAUCUAGCUUUAACAACCUGUAUCUUAGACUUAGACAACUUUAUUGUCCUUUUGUAUGUACAGAGUGCAUACAGAACGAAAUUUCGUCUCCCCGCAUAUAAAUUAUUAUUAAUAAUUGUUGCUUAAUUAGCCAAGUAUUAAAUAACUUUUAAAUUAAUAGCUUGCUAAAAGAACAGGAUUCCAAUGAAAACGUUAAUGGAUAAUGAUCCUUUCACUGAUCAUCACUGCAACUGUAUACCGAAUGUAACAUCAACCCAGCCAAACUGUCAGUAAGCCAAACUGUAAGUUUUUACCUUCUAUAGGUAAUCUUUUGUACUAAAGAGUGUUUCUAUGUUUGUAUUUUUGGCAGCUUAAAUGCAGUUUUAUAUUGUACAGUUGCACGCUUUGUGAUAUGUGUGCCAAAGUGUUGAUUAUAGUCCUUAAUGGACACAGCUAUGUUUCUGUGUACCUAAUGUGCAUUAUUAAGUGUGCAUUAUUUGUCACAGUGUGCUCUAUUGUGCCUGUAACUUGUGACUCAUUGUGUACAUUACUGAGUAAGAUGUGAUGUAACCUAAUUAAUGGAAUCAGAAGAUUUACAGUCUCAGAUUAUGACACAGCUUUGAUGAAGUGCACUUUAUCCAAUGACACUUGGGAUUGUGAUUGUUCUCUUUUCAUACAUUAAAUACAAAAUGUGAAAAAG
Fundulus heteroclitus (mummichog) is the source of this 2961-nucleotide messenger RNA. RefSeq names its product dual specificity protein phosphatase 3-like. Gene Ontology annotation, biological process: negative regulation of MAPK cascade; protein dephosphorylation. The transcript is spliced from 3 exons. Gene Ontology annotation, molecular function: MAP kinase phosphatase activity; protein tyrosine/serine/threonine phosphatase activity. NCBI's taxonomy places the organism in Eukaryota, Metazoa, Chordata, Actinopteri, Cyprinodontiformes, Fundulidae. Gene Ontology annotation, cellular component: cytoplasm. The coding region runs from base 134 to 796 and encodes 220 amino acids. The record is from RefSeq and is a predicted model, not a curated record.